CAUUGACUCCAAUCCAAUUGGUGGCGCUACUGUAAAACCCGAAAACUCGCCACUGGACUACGAGAGUAAAACAGUUCCUUUUCGAGUGGACGGCAUGGAAAAGUGGAUGGAGAGCACUCAAUGAGUGACAAAACAUCUCCGCUUAUAAAAUAACAGCUCGUGUUUGGGAGCAGUGGUCCAAAUCGCUCCAAACCUGUGGGAUCUCUGGGAUAUCUUGUGGUUUAACUUCAUCAUAACAACAUAAAGAGGCAAUCACAUAAAAACCUUCCUCAUGGCAAAUAAUGACAUUGCAGCAGUGGGGUCAAUACUUGUCAACCCCAAGCAGGACUUGACAACACGUUUUAGAGCGCUUUUUACUCUGCGUAAUCUUGGUGGACAAGAGGCCAUUAAAUGGAUCAGUGAGGCUUUUGUAGAUGAAUCUGCACUUCUGAAGCAUGAGCUGGCAUACUGCCUUGGCCAAAUGCGGGAUGAGCUAGCCAUUCCUAUUCUAGAGACAGUGCUGAAAGACACUAAUCAAGAGCCAAUGGUCAGACAUGAAGCAGGGGAAGCUUUGGGAGCCAUUGGAAAUCCAAAAGUCUUAGAUUUACUGAAGAAGUAUGCAGAAGAUCCAGUUAUCGAGGUGGCAGAGACGUGUCAACUGGCAGUCCGGAGGCUGGAGUGGCUGAUGAACGGUGGGGAUAAGACAGCAGAGAAAACAGAUGAAAACCCCUACUGCUCUGUGGACCCUGCACCCCCAGCCCCUAGAAAAUGUGUCACAGAACUGAGGAUGCAGCUCUUGGAUGAAAGCCUGCCCCUGUUUGAGCGCUACAGAGCUAUGUUUGCCUUGAGGAACCUUGGGACUGAGGAGGCUGUUCUUGCUUUGGGAGAUGGUCUUCAGUGCAGCAGUGCCUUAUUCCGUCAUGAGAUCGGUUAUGUCUUGGGCCAGAUCCAGCACGAGGCCAGUAUCCCCCAGCUACAGGCUGCUCUGGAAAAGGAGGAUGAGAACCCCAUGGUCAGGCAUGAGUGUGCCGAAGCACUGGGCUCCAUUGGGAAGGAGGCGUGCUUAAAGAUCUUAGAGCGCUACAGGAAAGACCAGGAGCGGGUGGUGAAGGAGAGCUGUGAGGUAGCACUGGACAUGCUGGAGUACGAGAACAACUCACAGUUCCAAUACGCAGAUGGACUUCUCAGACUGCAGGGCACUCAGUGAAAACUUUGACAGACAUUUCCCAAAAACAUGUUACUGUUACACGACAGGCUCAUGUAUAGAACUUGAGUGAAGACUGAGACAUUAAAUCACUGUUUGUUUUUGUACAACAGAAUGCUUUUUGAAAUAUUUACGAAGCAUUAAAGAAAUAGCUUACCCAAAAAUUUAAAUUCUGUCAUUUACUCAGCCACAUGUUGUUCCAGACAUGCAUGACUUUCUUCGUGGAACACAAUGUUAGUCUCAUUCUAACAUUCUGCCUAACAUCUUGUUUUGUGUAACAUGGAAGAAAGUAAGUUAUACUGUUUUGGAACAUCAUGAGGGUGAGUAAAUGAUGACAUGAUUUUAUUUCUGGGUGAGCUAUCCCUUUAGUCAGUACUACUUUGAAAAUCCAGUAUGAAAAAGAUCUGUACAUAAUAAAUGCAUUUCUUUGGCCACAUAACCUUA
Myxocyprinus asiaticus (Chinese sucker) is the source of this 1627-nucleotide messenger RNA. RefSeq names its product deoxyhypusine hydroxylase-like. Lineage: Eukaryota; Metazoa; Chordata; Actinopteri; Cypriniformes; Catostomidae. The transcript has 5 exons. Gene Ontology annotation, molecular function: deoxyhypusine monooxygenase activity. Gene Ontology annotation, biological process: peptidyl-hypusine biosynthetic process. The coding region runs from base 272 to 1186 and encodes 304 amino acids. The record is from RefSeq and is a predicted model, not a curated record.